This is a messenger RNA of Prosopis cineraria, 1686 nucleotides long. RefSeq names its product wax ester synthase/diacylglycerol acyltransferase 4-like. NCBI's taxonomy places the organism in Eukaryota, Viridiplantae, Streptophyta, Magnoliopsida, Fabales, Fabaceae. Gene Ontology annotation, cellular component: plasma membrane. Gene Ontology annotation, molecular function: diacylglycerol O-acyltransferase activity; long-chain-alcohol O-fatty-acyltransferase activity. The record is from RefSeq and is a predicted model, not a curated record. Gene Ontology annotation, biological process: triglyceride biosynthetic process.
CUGCCACCACGUCUAUUCCCCGCAAUAUAAUAGUGAUCCCUAAUAUGGCUGAUCAACAGUGGAGGAUGACGAAUCAGCACCAAGAAGAAGACAACGACGAAGAAGCGGUACCGGUGAGUCCUGUGGGACAAUACUUCAACAGCUCAGCGCUUUGCAUUUACAUUAUUGGCGUUUUAGAGUUCCAAGUUCCUUUGGAUGAAUCGCAAGCAAUUCCUCUCCUCCAACGUCUCUUCCUUCCCAUCAACCCUCGUUUCUCCUCCAUCAUGGUUGAAGACAGCAGUGGGGACAAACGAUGGAAGAAAGUUGAUGUAAACUUGAAAGAUCAUGUCAACAUUCCCUUAUUUCCUGAAUUCAAUUCAAUGAAACCAUAUGAUAAGUAUUUCACUGAUUAUCUGUCGAGAAUAGCAAUAGAGAAGCUUCCGGAAAACAGACCAUUAUGGGAAAUUCACGUCGUGAAUUACCCUACAAGCGGUGCAGCAAGUAGCCUCAUAUUCAAACUCCAUCAUGCCCUUGGAGAUGGAUACUCUCUCAUGGGUGCUCUUCUCUCUUGUCUUCAAAGAGCCGACGAUCCCUCUCUUCCUUUGUCUUUCCCUUCCCUCAAACCAUCAAAAUCUGCCAACAAAAACUUUUUUAGUACGUUUUCUUUGGUCAUGUCCUCAGCUUACAAUACUGUGGUAGAUUUCUACUGGAGCAUGUUGAAGAGUACCAUCAUUGAAGAUGAUAAGACACCAAUCAGGUCAGGUUUUGAAGGUACAGAAGUGCGCCCACUCACCAUAUCAACCAUGACCUUUUCCAUUGACCAAAUCAAAUUAAUCAAAUCAAGGCUUGGAGUGACAAUAAAUGAUGUGAUCACUGGGAUUAUCUUUUAUGGGACUCGAUUGUACAUGCAAGACAUAAAUAAGAAGUCAAGCUCUGCAAACUCCACGGCGUUGGUUCUGCUAAAAACGAGGAACACCGAAGGUUAUCAAUCCAUCGAUGAAAUGUUGAAUUCUAAGGCUAAAGGACCAUGGGGGAAUCGAAUUUCCUUCUUACAUGUGCCGAUUCCAAAGUUAGAACAUGACAGGAUUUCAAAUCCACUAGAAUUUAUCUGGGAAGCACACAAUAUAAUCAAGAGGAAGAAAAAAAUCUUUAGCGUCCCCAUCACCGGUAUUCUUCUAGAGAUGGAGGGUAAAUUCAGAGGACAUGAGGCAGUGGCUAAGCACAUUCAUGGGACGCUGUCAAAAUCAAGUACGGUAAUCACAAACUUGAUUGGACCGACGCAACCAAUGUCUUUGGCUAACCAUCCUGUGAAAGGCUUGUAUUUCACCCUUGCUGGAGGUCCUGAGAGCCUUGUGAUAUCAGUAAUGAGCUACAUGGGAGUGCUAAGAGUGACACUCAAGGCAGAAAAAUAUUUCAUUGACGAACACAAACUGAAUUCCCGCAUCAAAUGUGCUUUCGAGACAAUAUUCGACGCAGCUCUGGAAUUUUCUCAGCAAGCCAAAACUUAGAAGCUUCCUGCCGCAAAUCCUCCUACAGGAAAAAUAAUAAUUUUUCAGGUUUUUCCAGUCUUUAUCAUUGUUGUAUGUUUGCAUGUAAAAUUUUAACAAGGAAGUCCUUUUUAUUUGUCGAUUCCUCAUCAUCUCUCAUAUAUGUGUAAAGAAAUGUUAACUUGUUAAAUAAGAAUCUGAGUCCUAGAUUGUGAGCUUU